AUGGCUUCAACACCUUCGACGUCGAGCGUGGGAACCACGCUACUCCUGUUUGGACCCCAAGCCCUUUCGUUCAGCGCUGAGGCGCUUCAGACGCUCCGGAAGGUCAUCCGUGAGACUGAUGACUGCAAUUGGAUGCUCGAAAUCGUCUCCGAGUUGCCCACACGCUGGCAUCAACUUGUCCAGCUGUUUCCCAAACUCGAGUGCAUCCCCGGAGAGCAGGUCCUCAACGACCUGAAAGAUUGGUUUCAAGGCGAAGACAAGGACAAGGCCACCGCUCACCUUCCAAACGUCCUACUAACGCCCCUGGUGGUGCUCGCGCAGCUCACCCAGUUCUCACGAUAUUUGUCCUACACCUCCGGGGCCUCGGCACAGGCCGAUGACCCAUGGCAAGCGCUGGCGCGGCGCCAUGUCGAGACGGUUGGACUGUGCACGGGGCUCCUCAGCGCCUCGGCUAUCUCCAGCGCGUCGGAUGCAGCUACAUUUCGACAGUAUGGUGCUGUCGCUGCGUACAUCUCGGUCCUCUUUGACGACAACAGGGCAACCGUGACCACCGCCGACGGUACGGCAGCCCUGGUGCUCCAGCAGCUGAGACAAAGGGGCCUCAAAGCCGUGGAGAUGAGCCUCCGGGGCCGUUUCCACAGCCAAGUGCAUCACGGAGACCUGGAGCGUAUGCUCGGGUUCUGUGACUCGGACCCGGCUUUUCAGUUUCCGGAUGUAUCCGCCCUGAGUCUGCCUAUCCACCUCGGGAAAAAAGGCGCCGGCACCAAGCUGCUACACCAUGCCGCGCUGCGCAUGAUUCUGGUCGAGCAGGCGACUUGGUACGAGACAUUCUCCGGGGCGCUUCCCGCGCGUCUCGAGUCGGCCGGCAACGAUCCGGCCAUCAUCGCAUUCGGCCUGGACAGCGGAGUGCCGCCGUCUCUCCUCCGGAAAAUCGGACCGCGGCUGGUGCUCGCGUCAGAUCUCGACCAGGUCGCGGCAUCGCGCUCCGCCAGAGACGACAAGCUGGAUCUGGCCGCUCGCGACUGGGAGAAGGACUCGGACAUUGCCGUGGUGGGCAUGUCGUGCAAGGUAGCUGGCGCCGACGAUCUGAACGAGUUCUGGAAGAUCCUGUGCGCGGGCGAGUCGCAGCACGUCGAGGUCCCCGAAGAGCGGUUCGGUCCCGAGACGCACUGGCGUGACGUGGACCCGACCCGCAAGUGGUACGGCAACUUCAUCCGCGAUCACGACGUCUUCGAUCACAAAUUCUUCAAAAAGAGCCCUCGCGAGAUGGCUUCGGCCGAUCCCCAGCAACGCCUGAUGCUCCAGUGUGCGUACCAGGCCGUCGAGCAGUCGGGCUACUUCCACCAAACCCAUGUCGACACCAAGAUUGGCUGCUAUCUGACCCGGCCGGCUAUCACCUUGCAGUGCAAACCCUGGGAUGAGGGGGCCGACGGUUACUGCAGAGGAGAAGCGGUUGCUCUCGUUUUCCUAAAGCGGAUGAGAGACGCCAUGGCAGACGGCAACCCGAUUCUCGGAUGCAUCUCCAGCACGGCAGUCUAUCAGAACGAGAACUGCACGCCCGUGUUCGUGCCCAACAGUCCCUCUCUUACAUACCUCUUCAAGGACGUUCUCGAGCGGGCGAAACUCGAGCCCAAAAACAUCUCUGUGGUCGAGGCCCACGGAACGGGCACGCCCGUCGGGGAUCCUGCGGAGUACCAGAGCGUGCUGCAAGCCCUCGGCGGAAAGCUCCGCGACAAACCCCUAGCUUUAGGGUCGGUCAAAGGCCUAAUCGGCCACACUGAAGGCGCAUCUGGCGUGGUGUCUCUGAUCAAGAUCAUCUUGAUGUUGCAGCACGGUUACAUCCCGCCCCAGGCGAGCUUCCGGACCCUGGCCCACAACAUUGCGGCAUCGCCAUCCGACAACAUAGAGAUUGUGACCAAGCUGAAGCCGUGGGAUGCGGAAUACAAAGCCGCACUGAUCAACAACUACGGUGCCUCGGGUUCCAAUGCCUCCAUGGUCGUGACUCAGCCGCCACGGCCAGGCCGGGCUUUCCCAAUCCACGCCCCCGGCAUCAAGCAUCCGUUCUGGUUGUGCGGCUUGGACGACAGAGCCCUCGUCGCCUACAGCACAAAGCUGCGCCAAUUCAUUGCCGACCAGACAUCAACGCCCUCGGCGGCCAAGGUCAACGUAGCAAACCUGGCAUUUAAUGUCUGCCGCCAAUCCAACCGCCAACUCGAGAGGGGCCUCAUGUUCACUUGCAGCAGCCUGAGCGAGCUCGACGAGAAGCUCUGUGCCUUCGUCAGCGGAGACGCCAAAGUGGCAUCCGUAUCGACCAAGACAUCCCCACGACCCGUGAUCCUUUGCUUCGGUGGACAGGUAUCCAACUUCGUGGGACUCGACCGGAAGGUCUACGACAGCGUCAGGAUCCUUCGAAGCUACCUUGAUCAGUGUAACGCCGUGUUUCUCUCGAUGGGCCUUGAGGGCAUCUUCCCGGCCAUCUUCCAGCGGGAACCGAUCGAGGACACGGUACGGCUUCAGACGGCCUUGUUCGCGCUUCAGUACGCAUGCGCCAGGAGCUGGAUGGACUGCGGCAUCCGGGUGGAAGCCGUCGUUGGACACAGUUUCGGCGAACUGACUGCUCUCUGCAUCUCGGGUGUGCUGUCGCUCCAAGACACGGCCAGGAUGAUUGCCGCCAGGGCGAAGCUCGUGCGAGAUGCCUGGGGCGCGGAGAGAGGGGCCAUGAUGGCCAUUGAAGCUGACCUGGAUGUGGUCCAAUCCAUCAUCGAGUCGCACAACCGCGAUCUGGUGGAUGACGUUCCCAUCAACAUCGCUUGCUACAACGGACCUCGCAGUUUUACGCUGGCUGGAUCGACCACGUCGAUGGAUAAACUCACCGAGGCGCUGACCGGCAACCCUGUGUACUCGACAGCGACGAGGUUCAAACGGCUCAGCGUCACCAACGCCUUCCAUUCGGCUCUCGUCGAGCCGCUCAUGGACGAGUUGGAUGCCAUCGGUCGCACUCUGACCUUCCGGGAACCGAGCAUCCUCAUAGAGCGGGCGACAGAAGAGUUGUGCAUGGAGACCACGUCCGAAUUCGUCGCCCAGCACAUGAGAGAGCCUGUCUUCUUCCGCCAUGCCGUGGAAAGGCUGGCGCGGCAAUACCCAGACGCCGCGUGGAUCGAGGCUGGGUCCGCGUCUACCAUCACCAACAUGGCAAGCCGCGCCCUCGGAUCGCCCUCGGCGUGCCACUUCCAGUCGCUCAACAUCACCUGCGACCAGGGCAUGCAGAGCCUUGCCGACACCACUCUGGCGCUUUGGAAGGCAGGGGUCAAGACCCAGCAUUGGCCACAUCAUGCCAGCCAGACAUCUGAGUUCGACCAUUUGUUCCUCCCGCCGUAUCAGUUCGAGAAAGUGAAGCACUGGAUGGACCUCAAGAAGCCAUUGAAGGGCCUGGCUCUCGCCCAAGCAUCGGAGACGGCAGAGCCCGAAAUCCCUGUCGGACUGUGGUCCUUCCUUGGCUACCAGGACGCUAAGGAACGCACCGCUCGUUUCCUCGUCAACACCAACAGCAAGAAAUACCAGGACUUCGUCUCGGGCCACCUGAUCGCCAACACGGCUCCCAUCUGCCCCGCUACGCUCGAGGUGGACAUGGCCAUUGAAGCCUUGAUGAGCAUCCGGCCGGAGAUCAAGGCGGCCGGCCUGCAGCCCACCAUCCAAAACAUGCAGAACCACGCACCCAUCUGCGUCGACCCGUCGCGGCAGGUCUUCAUCGAGUACGAGGCCAGCAACGUCCACGGCCAUGCGUGGCACUGGAAGAUCACAAGCUCGCCGGCCCAGGGUCCAGGCGUAACAAUCGAACACGUGCAUGGCAACAUCGUCUUCCGCUCGCCCGAGGACCCUGGCUUCCAGGCCGAGUUUGAUCGCUUCGGGCGGCACUUUACGCAUCGCCGCUGCCUCGACGUGCUCAACUCCGUUGAGGCCGACGACAUCAUUCAGGGUCGCAACAUCUACAAGACUUUUGCCGAGAUCGUCGACUACGGUGAAGAGUAUCGUGGUCUGAAGCGGCUGGUUGGCCGCGGUAACGACUCCGCUGGCAGGGUCUCGAAGCGCUGGACGGGAGAGACGUGGUUGGACACCCACCUUGCCGACUGCUUCAGCCAGGUCGGCGGCAUCUGGGUCAACUGCAUGACCAACCGCGCGCCCGAGGACAUGUACAUCGCGAGCGGGUGCGACCUUGUCAUGCGGUCUCCCAAGCUCCGCGCAGACAGUCCUCGUCCCGAUGUGUGGGACGUGUUCGCAACCCACCACCAAGUGUCUGAGAAGCUGUACGUGACCGAUAUCUUCACCUUCGACAGCACCAACGGCGAGUUGCUCGAUGUCAUGAUCGGCAUCAACUAUGCCAGAGUCCCCAAGGCGUCGAUGCAGAAGAUCCUUGCCAGGCUGUCGCCCGGGAUUUCGACGCCAUCGGCUACUGUGUCGAGCACGACAGCUCCCAAGGCAAGUCAAGAGCACGACGACCGGACCAAGCUCGGAACAACAGCACCCGGUGCCUCAACAACUAGCUCUUCAAAGGCCGGUACAGAAAAGGCAGCAAAGAAGUCGUCCGGCCCUACCAAGGCCGACAUCAAGAAGGAGGUGCGGAACCUGUUGGCCAACGUUGCCGGCGUCGAGCCCGCAGAUAUUUCCGAGGACACGAUGCUCGCCGACAUUGGCAUCGACUCUUUGAUGGGCAUGGAGCUCGCACGGGAGGCAGAGGCUGUCAUGAACUGCACCUUGUCACCCGACAAGCUGAUGGAGGCGUUUGACUUCCCCUCCUUCGUCGACUGCGUCAUAUCCGCCCUGGGUAUCACCGUUGACGGCCAGGAGGAGGAAGUGGAGGAGGAAGACGAAGGCGACGGACAAAACGACGAGGGGUACGGGUCCGAGCCAGAGAGCAGGGACGAGCGGCUGCCGCCGGAAGUCUCGUCUGGUAACUCCAGUGGCACUUCGACCCCUCCGUCCUCUGUCGGCGACGGCCUGGACGAGCUGACCUUACCUGCGGGAGCCGUCCUGGAGUGCUUCAGCAAGACCAAGCGACUGACCGAUCAGAUGAUCCACGACUAUAAGCUCGACACGUUUGCCAAUGUCAUCGCCCCCAAGUCGACCCAGCUCUGCAUUGCCCUGACGCUCGAGGCGUUCGAAAAGCUCGGCGUGUCGAUCCGGGCCGCCAAGCCGGGCCAGGUGGUGCCGCGAAUCAAGUAUGCACCGCAGCACCAGAGGCUUGUCAACUAUCUAUACCGCUUGCUCGAGAACGAAGCCCGGCUCAUCGACACCACCGACGACGGGAACCACGUCCGAACCGCGGUAUCGCCGCCCAAGAAGUCCAGCGCGGCGCUGCUGCAGAAUCUUGUCCGUCAGUACCCCGACUGGAGCAAUGCCCAGAAGCUCACGCAAUUUGCGGGCUCCAAGCUGGCCGACGUGCUGGAGGCCAAGACGGAUGGCAUCAAGAUCAUCUUCGGUACCGACGAGGGGCGCGCCUUGGUGGCCGGCCUGUACUGUGACCACGUGUUCAACAAGAUGAACUACCAGCAAAUGGCCGACUUCGUCGAGGACCUGGUCUCCAAGCUGCCGCCUGGCCAGGGCCCGCUGAGGAUCCUGGAGAUGGGGGCAGGAACUGGGGGCACCACCCUGUACCUCGCGCCUCUUCUGGAACGCUUGCAGGUGCCCGUCGAGUACCUGUUCACCGACAUCUCGCCGUCCAUGGUUGGCGCUGCCAAGAAGAAGUUUGCCAAGUACCCCUUCAUGAAGUUCAUGACUCACGACAUGGAGAAGCCCGUGCCGGCCGAGCUGCUUGGCACCCAGCACAUCGUCGUGGCAAGCAACGCCGUUCACGCGACGCGAGAUCUCGUCAAGACGGGCAUCAAUAUUCGCAACGCCCUGCGCCCCGACGGCUUCUUGAUGAUGCUGGAAAUGACCGAGAUUGUCCCCUUUGUCGACACCAUUUUCGGCCUUUUGGAGGGCUGGUGGCUGUUUGAGGAUGGACGGCAGCAUGCCAUCAUUGGCCCCGAGGGCUGGGAGAAGGCCAUGCACGCUGCCGGCUUUGGGCAUGUCGACUGGACCGAUGGAUAUCUGCCCGAGAGCAAGAUCCAGAAAGUCAUCGUUGCCAUGGCUUCCGGCCCAGCGCAAGAGCGGCUGCCGCUGCCUGCCCCCUCCACCCCCAAGGUCGCGGAAACCGGGCCGGAUCUUGCCAGCCGGGAAAAAGACAUCUUGGCCUACGUCAAAAAGUUCAGCGCCGGCUUUGAGGUUCCCUCAGCGCCUUCGGCUACCUCGGAGGCCGUCGAUGACGGAAACUUACAUUGCGUGCUUAUCACGGGCGCGACAGGAAGCCUCGGGACCCAUCUGGUCAAGGAGUUUGCGGAGAGAGGAGAUGUGGGAGCCGUCAUUUGCCUCAACCGACAAGGGCCCAGCGCCGCCGUUUACCCCGAGACCCGACAGUUGGAAGCGAUGAUCUCGAGGGGCGUCACCAUUACGGACGAGGCCCGGGCGAAGCUCCGGUUCAUCGAAACAGACAGCUCCAAGCCUCGUCUCGGCCUUCGCGAGGAAGAGUACGCGGCACUGACCCGGCAGGUCACAGGCAUCGUGCACAAUGCCUGGCCCAUGAGCGGCAACAGGCCCAUCAAGGGCUUCGAGCCGGCGUUCCACUCACUCCGAAACCUCGUUAACCUCGCGCGCGACGCCGCCGGGCACCGUGCCGAGCGCCAGCAAAAGGUCAACUUCCAGCUCAUCUCGUCCAUCGGCGUCGUGGGCCAUUACCCCCUGUGGAGCGGCCAGACCAGGGUGCCUGAGGAACGCAUGGAGCCUCGAUCCGUGCUUCCCAACGGCUACUGCGACGCCAAGUACACAUGCGAGCGCAUCCUGGACGAGACUCUCCACCGCUACCCGGAGUACUUCCACACCAUGACUGCCAGGCUCGGCCAGGUCGCCGGGUCCAAGACAAGCGGGUAUUGGAAUCCGGUCGAACACUUUUGUUUCAUGGUCAAGUCAUCCAAGAGCUUGAAGGUGCUCCCGCGGCUCGAAGGGAACCUCACCUGGUGUCCCGUCAACGACAUGGCGGCGGCCCUCUCCGAGCUCCUGCUGCAGCCCACCCGGCCGCAGCCCAUCUACCACAUCGACAACCCUGUGCAGCAGCCCUGGAGCGAGAUGGUGCAGAUGCUGGCCAAGGCCCUCGACAUUCCCCAGUCCAACAUCGUCCCCUUCGAUGACUGGGUGGCAAGGGUCCGCCGCUCACCCUUGGCGCCCGAGACGGACAAUCCGGCGGCCCGCCUGAUCGACUUCCUCGAGUUCCACUUCCGCCGCAUGUCUUGCGGGGGCCUGCUUCUCGACCUUUCCAAGGCCUGCAAAGACUCUCCCACCCUCGCAGCGGUGGGGCCGGUAGGCGAGGACGUGGUGAGGAAGUACGUCGCGUCUUGGAAGGCGAUGGGCUUCCUACCAUAG
This is a messenger RNA of Thermothielavioides terrestris NRRL 8126, 7452 nucleotides long. Its product is annotated as polyketide synthase. The transcript has 5 exons. The record is from RefSeq and is a predicted model, not a curated record. Gene Ontology annotation, molecular function: acyltransferase activity; phosphopantetheine binding. Bases 1 to 7452 code for a protein of 2483 amino acids. Lineage: Eukaryota; Fungi; Ascomycota; Sordariomycetes; Sordariales; Chaetomiaceae.